Pisolithus orientalis is the source of this 1277-nucleotide messenger RNA. RefSeq lists its product as uncharacterized. The record is from RefSeq and is a predicted model, not a curated record. The transcript is spliced from 3 exons. Lineage: Eukaryota; Fungi; Basidiomycota; Agaricomycetes; Boletales; Pisolithaceae. Bases 9 to 1235 code for a protein of 408 amino acids.
CUUAUAUCAUGACGUACUACUACGAUGACUGUCCCGCAAGUACCUCCCAACUCCAGCCCUCCCAUGCAAUAUUACAGCCAGACGACCCAGCAAACGCCGAACCUGCACGUCGUCGACUAGCUUCAAAAUCCCGCUUUCACUUGUUCGCUUCGUUGCGCAGAGUGUGCUCAAAGAAGAGGCUCAAUCCGCACCUUAAGGGACCCCCCAUUCUGAAGGAUAACCGUUUACUGUCGCAAUCUGAAGAUGACACUCGGAGCAUAACGUUAAGUGCAGAGAGACUUCCAGACUCCUCAGAAGAACAGGAUACAUAUCGUUGGGCUGUCCUAUAUGAAAACCAGAGAGGAUUGACCAUCUUCUCGUCGCCUUAUUACUCUAGCCUAUUUCUUCUCCCUACUGACCCCUUUCCCUUUACUAUUCCCAAGGCAAGCACAAAACGUUCGCAGCAGCCGAAUGUCUCACUCAGUAACUAUCCCCUUCCCGAUGCAACAUGGCAUUGGGUGUCUAAGGCAUGGUUGAUUGACAUGCGCACGGAUCUCGGGGAGGUGCAGCACGACGGAUUUGAGUACAACUGGUCGUUCCGCGAAAAGCACUGGCGCGCGGAGAUUGGACCCCUCAGCGCCGGCGCGUGGGUGAGACGCAGAAGGUGGAUUAGACUUAUGAUGCGACCAGCCAAUUGGAAAUCAGACUUCCUCGGGUCGGCCGACAAUCACUUUGAGGGUCUGGCGUCUCUGCUUCCUCCUGCCGCACGUUCUUCGGAGACAACGCUGGACUCCCUUGAGCACAAGGCAGGUCCUCUAUGGCAGGGAAUUCCGCAAGUAGAUUGGCAGCAUUGUUAUAGCUUGAUGAAGCAUCUUGGCUCCGACGGACGCAAACUUGAGCUUUGGCGCACCUGGCUUGAUCCCUACAUUACCCAAGACACUCGCGACCUAAAGGGCAAGGGUAAGCAAAGUAAUGGAGACCAGUCAUGUUGUCCCUCCAAGGCAAUGCAUUGCAACAGUCAGCUACUCAGGGGAAACCCGCCCCCGUUGCCGUACCUGUCUACGAUGCUUCAAAGCCACGCGAAUUCCAUUAUUCGAAUGUUUGUCUUUCCUGACUCUCGCGCACAGUUCCUCGAGUUGCUAAGGCUUGCUGGACUAUUGGACGACCUCAGAAAAAUGGAGAAUAUAUACCCUGAGGUCGUGGACUUCUGGAGUUACGCAGGUGGUUUCAACAAAUUCCUAGAGAGUAGUGUUUGAUCUCCCCCAUGAAACCAUGAUGAGUAGAUAGUGAAGUACCAG